AUGCCUCCAACGACGACGCCUCCAACGACACAAGCCGCACCGCCUCUGCUUCUCUGCGAGGCACUGGGCUUCUCUCCCCAACUUCUCCUGGACGACAUCAUCAAUGUCGCCAACAACGCCGUCCAGGACGGCGUGAACGGCAUGGAAGAAUUCCUGCAGAAAUGGGCCGACGAACGCGUCGCUCGCGGUGGAUCCUCCAACAUCGACAUGGAAACGACGACACACGAGGUCGAACAGGGUCUGGUCGCGUUUCAGACGCUGCUUGAGUACCAUACAGACAUCGCAUUUGACUUCUUCGAGGCGUGGUGUCUGCGGAAUAUCUUCAUGAUUCCUAACGACCUCCCUGUUGUAUUGCCGCAUCAGGAGGGUUUGGACCUCACAGUGACGCCCGAGCAGGAGCAGGAGCUCAUGGAUGAGAUUGACGAGAUGAGAAAGCAGCUCGACGGGCAAAGAAAACUCAAACGAAUGCUCCUACGAGCGAAUCGCACGUCCUCGCGGCGGCUGAAGCAAGCCCAGACGCGUCUAUCUUACCUUUCGUCCCUCUCAGGCCCGGACGGAUCGACACUAGAAACUCUGCAUGAACUCCCUCCCCGCUUCGUCGAAAUGUACAACACGCUGUCCUUAUUGCCGCUCUUGGAUACGCCCGCGUCUGUUGACAUCACCGAGCCAGGCAAACGGCCCUGGGAGACGAGCAAGACUGGGUACAUGAAUUGGGCAUUGGGACAGCUGCUGACGAAGGACGAGGGUGCUGGACACUUGGCGGUGGAUAAAUUAGACAAGGCGGCGUCGAUAGUUGGGACGAGCGAGGAGCUGAGGCGGGCAUUGGACUCUGGAGUCAAACGCAGGUUGGAUCAUGCACCAGGACGGGAUGACGAUAGCAGGAUGGACGAGUCGCCGUAG
This is a messenger RNA of Cyclocybe aegerita, 900 nucleotides long. NCBI's taxonomy places the organism in Eukaryota, Fungi, Basidiomycota, Agaricomycetes, Agaricales, Hemipholiotaceae. The record is from the annotation of a GenBank genome assembly.